AUGGCCAUUGCCCUCCUUGUCCGCCCCGCGUGGGUCGCUCCCGCGGCAGCCUUUGGACAGGUGCGCACGUAUACCACGCGCGGCCUGUCGUCAUACCUGGUGACGCCGACAGAGCUCAACGAGGCCAUCAAGAGGAACGCUCCGUCCCCUAUCAGCACCGAUCCUCGUACCAUACCGCUCUGCGCCUCUUGGUUCAUGCCCAACGCCGGCCUCAAGGGCAUAGAUGUGUACCGCCAGCAGCGCGUGCCCAAGGCGCGCUUCUUUGACCUCGACAAGGUCUGCGAUAAGCGCAGCCCGUACCCCCACAUGCUGCCUGACGCAAAGGGCUUCGCCGCUGCCAUGAGCGAGCUGGGCAUCCGAAGGGACGACGAGGUGGUGGUCUACGACUCGCAAGAGCUCGGCAUCUUCAGCGCGCCCCGCGUCGCCUGGACCCUCAAGGCCUUUGGCCACCCCCGAGUGCACAUCCUCAACAACUUCAAGCUCUGGAUCGAGCAGGGCCUACCCACCGAGUCCGGAGAGCUGUACACGGUCGAGUGCAGCACCUACCCCAUUCCCGAGAUGGACGAGUACUACGACCCCGUCGCCACCUUUGAGGAGGUCCGCGAGGUGGCCCGUGACCACAACAAGGAGGGCGCCGAGGGCGUCCAGAUUCUCGACGCCAGGCCGGCCGGCCGCUUUGACGGCAGCGCUCCCGAGCCUCGCGAAGGCCUGUCCUCGGGUCACAUGCCCGGAUCCAUCAACAUUCCCUUCCCUGACCUGCUCGACCCGGAGACCAAGACGUACAAGUCGCCCGAGGAGUUGACAAGAUACUUUGAGUCCAAGGGCGUCGACCCCGCCAAGCCCAUCAUCUCCUCGUGCGGUACCGGAGUCACAGCAUGCAUCAUCAACGAGGCCCUCGAGAUUGCCGGCUACGGGUCAGCCGAGACGAGAAAGGUCUACGACGGAAGCUGGACGGAGUGGGCCCAGCGAGUCCGACCAUCAGACAACCUCAUUGUCAAGAAGAGCCAGUAA
Molecule: messenger RNA, 1011 nt
Organism: Geosmithia morbida
Lineage: Eukaryota; Fungi; Ascomycota; Sordariomycetes; Hypocreales; Bionectriaceae
Product: thiosulfate/3-mercaptopyruvate sulfurtransferase
Exons: 2
Coding region: 1-1011 (336 amino acids)
Biological process (GO): transsulfuration
Cellular component (GO): mitochondrion
Molecular function (GO): thiosulfate-cyanide sulfurtransferase activity
Source: RefSeq, a predicted model, not a curated record